AGGGGGCGGAGAAGGAGGAGCGCGGCGGGACAGUGUCCGGACCGCGCGUACUUUGGUCCGUGGGACUCUCUCCGCGCCUGCGGUUGUAGCAGCUGCGGCUGCAGCCAUAGCAGCAGAUCAGUUAUUGGCACCAUGAACUGGAAUAAAGGUGGCCCUGGCACUAAGCGGGGAUUUGGCUUUGGAGGCUUUGCCAUUAGUGCUGGGAAGAAGGAGGAACCCAAACUCCCACAACAGUCCCACAGUGCCUUUGGGGCAACCAGCUCUUCUUCUGGAUUUGGAAAGUCAGCUCCACCACAGCUUCCUUCUUUCUACAAAAUUGGAUCUAAGCGGGCCAACUUUGAUGAAGAAAAUGCAUACUUUGAAGAUGAAGAAGAAGACUCUAGCAAUGUUGAUUUACCUUACAUUCCUGCUGAAAACUCACCUACCCGCCAGCAGUUCCAUUCCAAGCCCACAGAUUCUGACAGCGACGAUGAUCCCUUGGAGGCAUUCAUGGCUGAAGUGGAGGAUCAGGCUGCUAGAGACAUGAAGAGGCUUGAAGACAAGGACAAGGAAAGAAAAAACGUAAAGGGUAUUCGAGAUGACAUUGAAGAGGAAGAUGACCAAGAAGCUUACUUUCGAUACAUGGCAGAGAACCCAACUGCUGGUGUGGUUCAGGAAGAGGAGGAAGACAAUCUGGAAUAUGAUAGUGAUGGAAAUCCAAUUGCUCCUUCUAAAAAAAUUAUUGAUCCUCUUCCUCCCAUUGAUCAUUCAGAGAUUGACUACCCACCAUUUGAAAAAAAUUUUUACAAUGAGCAUGAGGAGAUAACCAACCUCACCCCACAGCAGUUAAUAGACCUGCGACAUAAGCUCAAUCUUCGGGUCUCUGGUGCUGCACCUCCUAGACCAGGAAGUAGUUUUGCUCAUUUUGGAUUUGAUGAACAACUUAUGCACCAGAUUCGGAAAUCUGAAUACACACAGCCCACCCCAAUACAGUGUCAGGGUGUACCUGUGGCAUUAAGUGGCAGAGAUAUGAUUGGCAUUGCCAAAACAGGCAGUGGAAAAACUGCUGCCUUUAUCUGGCCCAUGUUGAUUCAUAUAAUGGAUCAGAAAGAAUUAGAGCCAGGCGAUGGACCAAUUGCAGUGAUUGUGUGUCCUACUCGGGAGCUUUGCCAACAGAUCCAUGCAGAAUGUAAACGGUUUGGGAAAGCAUAUAAUCUUCGCUCAGUGGCCGUGUAUGGAGGAGGGAGCAUGUGGGAGCAGGCCAAGGCCCUUCAAGAAGGGGCAGAGAUUGUUGUGUGUACCCCAGGUCGACUGAUUGAUCACGUGAAGAAGAAAGCUACCAAUCUUCAAAGAGUAUCUUACCUUGUGUUUGAUGAAGCAGAUCGAAUGUUUGACAUGGGAUUUGAAUACCAGGUUCGAUCCAUAGCAAGUCAUGUCCGUCCUGACAGACAGACUCUCUUAUUCAGUGCAACUUUUCGGAAAAAGAUUGAAAAAUUGGCCAGAGACAUCCUGAUUGACCCCAUCCGAGUGGUGCAGGGAGAUAUUGGAGAGGCCAAUGAAGAUGUGACACAGAUUGUGGAGAUCCUCCAUUCUGGGCCUAGUAAAUGGAAUUGGCUUACCCGGCGUCUGGUAGAGUUUACCUCUUCUGGGAGUGUCCUUCUGUUUGUCACUAAAAAAGCCAAUGCUGAAGAGCUAGCCAAUAACCUUAAGCAGGAAGGUCAUAAUCUUGGGCUGCUCCAUGGAGACAUGGAUCAGAGUGAGAGAAACAAGGUCAUUUCAGAUUUUAAGAAAAAGGACAUCCCAGUCCUAGUGGCUACAGAUGUUGCAGCACGUGGUCUGGACAUUCCUUCAAUCAAGACUGUCAUUAACUAUGACGUGGCACGAGACAUUGAUACCCAUACUCAUAGGAUUGGCCGCACAGGAAGAGCGGGUGAGAAGGGUGUGGCCUAUACCUUACUUACCCCCAAGGACAGCAAUUUUGCUGGGGACCUUGUCCGAAACUUGGAAGGAGCCAAUCAACAUGUGUCUAAGGAACUCCUAGAUCUGGCAAUGCAGAAUGCCUGGUUUCGGAAAUCCCGCUUCAAAGGAGGGAAAGGCAAAAAACUGAACAUUGGUGGAGGAGGCUUGGGCUAUAGGGAGCGGCCUGGCCUGGGCUCUGAAAAUACGGACCGAGGAAAUAAUGUAAUGAGCAAUUACGAGGCUUACAAGCCCUCCACAGGAGCCAUGGGAGAUCGCCUGACAGCAAUGAAAGCAGCUUUUCAGUCACAGUACAAGAGUCACUUUGUUGCAGCCAGCUUAAGUAAUCAGAAGGCUGGAAGCUCUGCUGCUGGGGCAAGUGGAUGGACUAGUGCAGGGAGCUUGAAUUCUGUUCCAGCUAAUUCAGCACAACAGGGUCACAACAGUCCUGACAGCCCCAUCGCCAGCACCACCAAGAGCAUUCCAGGUUUUAGCAAUACUGGGAACGUCAGUAGCGCCCCAGUGACCUACCCUUCUGUUGGAGCCCAGGGAGUCAACAACACAGCUUCAGGGAAUAACAGCCGAGAAGGGAUUGGGGGUAGCAAUGGGAAAAGAGAAAGAUACACUGAGAACCGGGGUGGUGGCCGUCAUAGUCAUGGAGAAAGUGGCAAUCGGCAUGGCGAUCUCCCACGUCAUGGAGAUGGUGGUCGCCAUGGAGAUGGAUAUCGUUACCCAGAAGGCAGCAGUAGCCGUCAUACUGAUGGCCAUCGGCAUGGAGAGAACAGGCAUGGAGGAAGUGCAGGUCGGCAUGGUGAGAGCCGGAGUGCAAAUGACGGUCGGAAUGGGGAAAGCAGGAAAGAAGGUUGUAAUCGUGAAGCCAAGAUGGACCCCAAAGUGGACAGCAGCAAGAUGGACAGCAAGACAGAUAAGACAGCUGAUGGUUUUGCUGUCCCAGAGCCACCCAAACGCAAAAAAAGCCGAUGGGACAGUUAGAGGGUAUGUGCUACAGUGUGAAAUCAGUUGUCUUUAAUUUUAUUUUUAGAAAGAUUUUGGUAACUAGGUGUCUCAGGGCUGGGUUGGGGUCCAAGGUAUAAGGACCCCCUGCUCCUAGCAAGAACCAGAGCAUGGAGAUAAGGCCUUCCUGCAUCUGAAUAAUUGUUCAGAUGUUUUCUUAGGAAGCUUCUGCUGGCUCUGGGUGAGUGGAAGGUACUUUGGGAGAAGGGGCCUUAUAUGGGGCGCAAAACUCACUCUAGGUUUAUAUUAUAAGUAGCUUAUAUUUUUUACUAAAAUACCACCUUAUAAACAUCUACAAAUUGAAUUGUUUUUUUCUUGUUUGGCAAGGCAGUCCCCCUUUAGGAGUCAGCUUCUGCAAACCCAGUCCAUAGAGCUGUUAGGAAUAUUUGGGAAGCAGUUUGGUGCUUUCACACAUUUGAAGGGAAGGGAGGUCCGAACUCUCAGGUUCCCUAGCCAGGUUUGUAUCCAGCCCUGAGACAUGUAGAAGAAAUUGCCUUCCAGACCACAGGCUUUGAAAUUCCCAGGGAUAGUGUGAUUGAAGGGAACUAAAGACCCUGUCAAGAGUUUCAGGAUUGUUCCAGGUCUGAGGUAUUGUUAAAUUUAAAAUUUAAAAACAAAAAACCCAAGUUUUCAAAGUGUCUAUUUCAUUGUAUUUUUUUUUUAACUUGCCUCAAUGGUAGAAGUCUUUUGCUGAAAUGAUUUUGAUGAUUUUUGUUCUAUCUUGUUUAUAAAAGGAAAAGAAAUAUACAAACUUUGAAUUUUGUGACUUUGUGAAGGUUUCUUUAAGAUGUGCAUUCCUCUCUGCUUGCUCUCUAGUAAAUGUUUUACUGCUGGGACCUGCGGACUCUUUGUCAUUUCUGCCUUAUCAUAGUUGGUAUGUUACGAUUUCAAACGGUGUAGCACAAAAGUGGUAUGAAAUGUGGGGAAGUGCUUCUUUAUUAAACUGUCAGAAAAGACAUCUC
Messenger RNA from Castor canadensis (American beaver), 3911 nucleotides. RefSeq names its product DEAD-box helicase 42 (gene Ddx42). Gene Ontology annotation, molecular function: RNA helicase activity; nucleic acid binding; ATP binding. NCBI's taxonomy places the organism in Eukaryota, Metazoa, Chordata, Mammalia, Rodentia, Castoridae. The record is from RefSeq and is a predicted model, not a curated record.